AUGCUGCCUCGGGACUCUCCUUAUGUUCAAUCUUUGGUCGAGAUCGAGGAACUUGGGUACAUCCCAGACGUCAUCGCAGACUUGGACAAGUACAUCUCUCAUGACAAGGCGCUUCCGGGCCGUACGGAAGCUGAUGUUGAACAAAUAUCAUCCAUAAUGCGUUUGUCCUGCGAACAAGAGGCCAUCCUCAACCCGAAGACCCAUUUUCUUAUACUGAUGCUCAUGGUGGUCAUGCGCGACGAUGAGGAAUGCUUUUUCACCUUUGGGAAUGCGGAACUCGCUUUACCGAGGCACCCUCGUGCUCAUCUCGAAACUCUCGCCGACUGGCUUCCGAAGUUCUGCGUGGCUGCAGCUAUCUCACUAAUCGCAUUGGACGCUCCAGAAGCUCGCCCCAAACAAACCAUGUAUGAUUCUCCGAUGAUAUCGACUGUAUUACCUCCCGAAGUGACACCGGAAUCUACUUCUCAUGAUCCUAGUUGCAGCACUGUGGAGACAGAUAUCGAUGAAGAGCCGCACUUCACGUCCACGUCUGAUGUAACUGAGGAGGACGUGGGCUUGGAUGCACACCUACAGCAGUUGCAUCUACUGGCCCGUCCCUCCUCAUCGACGCCUUUCUAUAUCUCAGCAGUGUGCUUGAGCUCCUACGAAACCAUUCUCGAUGUCAUGGCGAGCGCGCUACAACAACGCCGUGCAUGGGGUCUCGUGAACACGCCCGUUCUCGGCUUCGCAUUCCAUCCGCUCUCAACGCGCCUUGGAACGUUUUGGGGUUGGUUCGAGGAUCAAGAUACGGACGAAGGCCUAUGCAUGCCCGUUCCUCGUAUAGCAUGUAGCACCGCCUCACGCAUCGUGCAGACCACAUCCAUCUGUGCACAGACUACGCAAUUAUUUGGAAGUUUCGAUCUGGCCGAGCGGGCUUCAUCUCUGAGAUUGGCACACUUCUUACACUCGUUGCGGCCUCAUUUCCAGGCUCUCCGUGAUGCGGGCAACAAGGCAUUGCACGCCGGACUAGCUCACGGUGAACCAGCGACCUGGCGCGCCGAUGUGCCGAUGAUCAAAAUCGAUGAGGGGACCUUCUCUGAUCGCAUUAGAUCCUGGCUUGAAAAGACAGAACCUCCGGAAGGACGUGACGCUGUGCCCUCUCUUUCGACCUUCCCAUCACCGUCCAACUCUUCGUGCUCAUCCAUGAGUGAUCCCACGGGCACACGUAAGACUAAAGGGCCGAAGGCGCCGAGUGCAGCUUCGUCUAGUCAGAAGGUUGACUCGAAGAAAGCUAGUAGGACGGUCCUGAGCCAAGGAACAGGAUCGCAAGUUUCUUCUGCUCUUCUGACUGUCCCCGAUUUUGAGGUGGGCGCACCAUCCGUUGCGGGAACUCGAGUUUCAGCCUCAACCUUCUCUCAUCCGGCUUCCGCGAAGAGUUUCCAUAAGGUCCACUACUGGUCGCUGUCGCGCACGGUUCUCACGCAUACUCUGACGGGCGCUCAACCUCCCCCUGGAAGGACGAAACCUUGGGCCGACGCUGUCAAAGGCUACUACGAUAUCUCGUCACCCGUUCAUCAGAUGUCCGCAGGCAUCGAGAAAGAAUUCGCCGAGUAUCGCGAAAGGUUCAAGUUCCGUUCUGCCGGCGAUGGGGAGCGUGUGGAAAUACUCAGGGAUGCAAUUGGAAGUGAUGUGGAGGGGAGCAUCACUGACCGGUGUAUACUUAGGCUCGCGCCUGCUAUCCUCCUCGCUGUGGAACUUUCCAAGGGGCUGGCUUUGGCAGCAGAAUGGAUCGGCAACUCUGCGAUACCGGAAGCAACUUGGCGCAGCGUCUGGGAUUUUCUCACUGCCGUUGUUCUCCUUUACUUGAGUUCCCUGGAUGAUGAUGCAAAUGAUACCGUCGUCGUCGACAUGCUCGAGCAGUUUGUGCGGUUACCACAAGCCGAUCGCCUUAUUCAAAAACUCUCCGACCCAUCAGGCUACAGCGGCAAUACCUAUCAAGAGCUUACACGGGAAACUACGCUAGUGGACUCUCAAAAGCAAAAGCAAAAGCAGCAGGACCGUUCUGCUCCCGAAGCAGAGAGACUUCAUAUCGUCUACCUUCAAGCACAAUUGGCUGCUAAGUAUCAUCAAACGGCAUUCCAGACGUGGGAGGGGACACCACGCAAGAAGACCGAUCACGCUGAAGCCCCUCUGCGGUCGAAGAUAGACGCUCUCUGGGCUCUUUCUCUCGACGACUUCUUCGCCGACGACUCCCUUGUGUAUCGUCGAGAGAACCCGCAUUUCCUGCCGCUGGACGUCGCCGAACGUAUUUCGAGAUAUCAGGUCUCGUCCGCACCUUCCUCUGUGAAGUCUUCCAUACACCGCUCAGCUGCCUUUAUGAACAGCUCGAAAGGUACAGAGAGUAUGUCACGCAUCCAUUACUUCAUGGACACCAUGAUUGGUGGGACUCUCGGUACACAACUACCGGGACUACCCGCGUCUGAGCGUCAUAUGCAACUCCAGGCCGCUUACCAUCGGAUGUUGGUUGCCGAAGCCAAGAGCACAAAGAAGUUGCCUUGCGUGCCUCUUCAAUCUGUUCUGCUUCUACCCUUCUUUUGUCGUAUGGCCCUCGUCGCCGCCACUAAGUUCCUUGGGACACUGUCAGUGACUCGUCGCCCAGUGUAUGGAUUGGUGACCGAAGGCCCGGUGGGAAGUGUUCAUAUGGCAGUUGGGAUUCGUGGAGAUGCCGAGUACAGCUUGACAAAUGUGGAACUCAGGCUCGACGGUGCCGAUAAGAACGAGGAGGAACUCUCUGUUCACGUCUUUGAACGCGGCUGCAACAUGUUUAACUUGAAGACCGAACAAGGCGCCAUUGCAUACGUCGCCUUUCUCGUGAAUCUUUACACGAAGGUCGCGCCACAACUUGCUUCGGAGCUUAGCAGUGCCAAAAACCACAUGCGUCAGGAGUUGCAGCGAAGUCGCGAGGAGGGCCGAGAGCCGCGGCUCUCUUGGAGCAUGGAGCAGAACUCCGAUGUGAUAGAGUACGAGAGGGAACGCCAGGAGAAACAUGCGCGGGAGAGGAAGGAAAGAGGGGAGUCGGAGCCAGCCAAGCAGGAGUUGGGGUUGGAAGACGAUACACUGCCUGGCGAUUAUGGAUUCUCCUGA
Molecule: messenger RNA, 3123 nt
Organism: Peniophora sp. CBMAI 1063
Lineage: Eukaryota; Fungi; Basidiomycota; Agaricomycetes; Russulales; Peniophoraceae
Source: the annotation of a GenBank genome assembly